This is a messenger RNA of Pneumocystis jirovecii RU7, 2373 nucleotides long. RefSeq lists its product as uncharacterized. The transcript has 5 exons. Lineage: Eukaryota; Fungi; Ascomycota; Pneumocystomycetes; Pneumocystales; Pneumocystaceae. Gene Ontology annotation, cellular component: cytoplasm. The record is from RefSeq and is a predicted model, not a curated record. The coding region runs from base 1 to 2373 and encodes 790 amino acids. Gene Ontology annotation, molecular function: oxidoreductase activity.
AUGGAGCCAUUAGAGUCGGUCGUGCAGCCGACAAGCACAGAUAUUUUUAAACCAUCUGAAAUAGUCACAAAUAGAACAUCUAGUCCAUCAUCAUCUCUUGUUCAUAUUUUAUCUGGUAAGUUUGAAAUGGACAUUGUAAAUAUUAACAUAUUGUCUAUAGUGGGGAGUAAUUCCAUUUCUGCAUUUUUUUCAUGGAGACUUCAAUCUAGCAAUGCAUGCAAGGUUACUCUUGUUUGGCGUAAUCAUUUUGAUGCAGUAUCUUCUUACGGUAUUUCUUUUAAAUCCAAUACAUAUGGUUCAGAACGUUUUAGACCUCAUCGAAUUGUUCAAACGAUUGAAGAAGCCAAAGACCCUCAUUACCCCUUUGAUUAUAUUUUUGUAUGUAUUAAAGCUCUUCCAGAUUUAUACGAUAUAGCAACUAUUAUUGAGUCAGUUGUUACACCUUCCCAUACUUGCAUUAUCAUUAAUACUAGUAAUGCCAUUGGCAUUGAAGGUCAACUUAUAGAACGGUUCCCAAAAAAUCUUGUUCUCUCACUUGUUUCAGAGGCAACAUUUACUCAACUAAAUGUUGCUGAUUAUGAGCAUUCUGGUCCUACAAACGUUUGGAUAGGUCUUGUACAGCCAAAUUCGGUGCUUCCUGAAGAGAUUCAACGGGAUAUGAUAGAAUCUUUAACAUUAACUCUAAAAGCAGGGAACGUUGAAUGUCAUUUUUCAUCUAAUAUUCUUCAACAGCAAUGGGAAAAAAUGAUUGGACCUAUCGCAUUUCAUCCUAUUAGUGUGCUUUUUGAUGAGCCCAAUCAUUCCGUUCUUUUAGAAAAACAAAAUGCAAAAAAAAUAAUAUCUGGCUUGCUUGACGAACUUUUACGAAUAGCAAGAGCACAGAAUUGCAAUUUUGAUAUUGAUUUCAAAUCUAAAAUUAUGAAUACAAUGGCUGUUGAUACAUCUCAAUCUAUAAUGUUUCAAGAUUAUACCGCUCGACGCCCAAUGGAAAUUCAUGUUUUUCUUGCUAAUCCUCUAGAUAUUGCAAAUAAACACAACAUUGAUGUUCCUAGAUUAGAAAUUAUUCAUGCUCUUAUGCACAAUCUGAAUAAUUGUAAAAACAUCCAUAAACCGUCACCAUCAGCUUCAAUAGCUUUUUCUCGUCAACUAUCACCAAGACCUACAGUUAGCAAAGAACAUCACAAACAUCAUUUAGUUCAUGAACCAAAUGGAUAUAAUGUACCAUCAGGGGAUCGACAUAAUUACAAACGUCGUUCUCCACAACCAUUAAUCAGACGAGAUUCUUUAGAAGGACUUCAAGAAUUUGCAGAUAUUGCUAUGUAUGGAGAUAUGAUUCAUGUUUCAAAUACAGAUGAUAAUGAAACACAUGAUUAUAAAAACUAUGUUUGUAAUAAUAACAAUAACUCAUACAAUUAUGCUCCAAGACAAAGAAGAGGAACAUUAUCUCAUGAUUCUAUGUCAAUAAAGGAAAAAGAAUUAGCAUUAUAUAGGCGUGAAAGAAUGUUAUACGGGAAAGAAAUGUUAGAGCACAAAAAAAAGGCAACACGAUAUCCAAGAAACCAUAUUAGUGAUGAAUAUAGUACAACGUCAUAUGGUUAUGAUGAUGAUGAUUAUGGUGAUUUUCCUGUUUCAAACGGACCACCAAACGUACCACCACCAAUAAAUUCAGACAAUUUUGAUAUGAUGAGCAUGACUUUUCGACGUCAUAGAAAAAAUACUACCAAAAUCUCAGCUAAUAGUAUACGGAAUACUUUUAAUAACAGAUCUGAUAUAAAUAAUGACUAUAUGACAUGGGGAGGACGCCAGCGUUCACGUUCAAGAUCUCAACAAUAUAGUUUAUUGGAUUCUAGUUUAUUGGACACAUGUGAUUAUAUGCAAAGCAAUCUUAUGUUAGGUUAUUCUUCAAAUCGUUAUGGAACAGUCGAUUCAAAAGCAUUGGUUAAUUCACGAGCAAAUUCUUUAACUACAACAGGAUCCAAUGAAAUGCGUGACUCUAAUAUGUAUUCAACCUACCAUAAUCAUCGUUCUACAAUACAACAUGCUUCUGUUAAUGAUGUAAUUCCUGCACAUAAUUCGCAUCAUGUUAAUCAUCCAUAUCCAUCAACUAUGACCUCUGGAGGAGUUCCAAGAAGCGCACAUCAACGAGUCCCUUCAGCAUCAUUAACAUCAUUACAACAUAUGCCGCCUCGAAAUAUAGGUAUACAUCCUCAAUUAUCACAUGGUUCUUCAAAAAAUAGUUCAAACGUGAAUCCUCAUAGAAGUUUAACCGGAAGUGCAAGUGCAAGUAUAACCAGUAACGGAAAUAGAUGUGCAUCAGGAAGCGGUAGUGGGCAUAGUAGCAUAAGUUCUUUUGAAAGAGGUGGAAUGAUUUAA